AUGCUGGCUUCUCCACACCAGGCUAUUUGGACCAUCUCUGGACAGACCUUGCCCCGGACUGAUGUGACCGAUGCCUCAUUGUUAUGGAAGGUAGCAGCAGCCUGCUUUGCAGCUUUGCAACUGGUCGGAGUUGCUGUGGUUAGGUAUAUGAUGCUGGCUGUGGCAGUUAGCUCCCCUCCCUAUGAGUUGCGGAUCAAUGCUACAGUAUCUACUGUGACUGCAUUCGUGUUUGUUGGUGCGUCCUACGGUGUAUCAGCCCUGAUUUCCUUCGCCCAGCGCCACCGAAUGAUGUUCCUCCUCCACUCAAUAUUUAUCCCAUACUCGACAAUGAACCUGCUCGCGCUCCUGAAUAUCCUGUUCCACAUCCACGGGCGAAGCCUGCAGAUGAACACCUUGCAGAUCGUAAAUAUCUGCCUACCCACUGUUUUCUCCGUGUGUUAUGCUCUCGCUGGGAUCCUGAUAUAUCGAGAGCAUAGCCGUCACCGAGCGGAGGAAGGCACGCCGCUACUCAGUGACGAAGAGAUGCAACGGCGCCAGUUGCUUCGCUUGUUGGGGGAACGAAAUACCAGUGCGCCAUCGCCUGAGCUUGUGCGGAACACUUAUCGUUUCGAUUUACCUGGGGAUGGACAGUGCAGAAGGACUGGAAUAAUUUGA
Messenger RNA from Penicillium robsamsonii, 654 nucleotides. RefSeq lists its product as uncharacterized. NCBI's taxonomy places the organism in Eukaryota, Fungi, Ascomycota, Eurotiomycetes, Eurotiales, Aspergillaceae. The coding region runs from base 1 to 654 and encodes 217 amino acids. The record is from RefSeq and is a predicted model, not a curated record. The transcript has 3 exons.